ACAUCGUUCUCUCCGUCCCGCCAACUACUUCCACCUUCAGAGAGCUAAACCGAAACUCGUCGCGCCGACGCAGUUUUUGAUGCUCUCCUCCAACUCUCUCCGCAAUUUCUCUCAGCAUAGUUCGCGCGUCUUCAUCCAUCUCCGGCCUCAGAAGAAGCCGAUUCUCUCUCUCGCUCUAUCGACGGCCGCGGAAGAAAUGGACUCGCAAUCACCCUGCAUUCUAGUUCUAUCUGGGAAAUCGUCUGCAGAAAUAGAAAUUGCGAAAAGUUUGAAGAGCAGUAAUACUCUCAAACUCCCUGCCAACGGCGAAGUUAGAAUCUUCGUUCAUCCAGAAAUUCCAAGGCCACCAAGUGAAGAUUCUUUCCAAAUUGAUUUGUUUCUGAAGUCCCUUUUGACAAAUCAGUUUGGUAGGCUUUUCAUUUGGUCUCCACGCUUGCCAUCAACUCACGACGUCGUUUCGCACAACUUUUGCGAACUUCCUAUUGGUGCAGUCUGUGCUGCUGACGUUCAAUCAAAAGGACGAGGAAGGUCAAAGAAUGUUUGGGAAUCUCCAAUUGGUUGCCUCCUAUUCUCUUUUACGAUUCAGAUGGAUGAUGGGAAAAUCGUGCCUCUUCUGCAAUAUGUGAUUUCACUGGCUAUUACUGAGGCUAUAAAGGAGAUAUGUGACCAAAAUGGACUUCCCUACCUUGAUGUUAGAAUAAAAUGGCCCAAUGAUCUUUACCUAAAUGGCCUUAAAGUUGGCGGCAUUCUGUGCACAUCAACUUAUAAGUCAAAGAAGUUCAAUGUUAGUGCCGGUAUUGGCUUGAAUGUCGAUAAUGAGAAACCAACUGUAUGCUUGAAUGCAGUCUUGCGAGAAUUGUCAAUUGCUUCUUACAAAUUUACACGGGAGGAUAUCCUUGCAGCUUUUUUCAAUAAAUUUGAGAAUUUGUACAAUCUAUUUAUAUAUCAAGGAUUUCAAGCUCUAGAGGAGCUUUAUUAUAAGACAUGGUUACACAGUGGUCAGAGGGUAAUCGUACAGGAGAAGAACGAGGAACGGGUGGUGGAAAAUGUUGUUAGUAUACAGGGACUGACGCCAUCAGGGUACCUUUUGGCUGUUGGUGAAGACAACCAGAUGUGUGAGCUUCAUCCCGAUGGCAAUAGUUCCUCUGCGAUGGUCUGCUUCGAGUGUUUUUGCCUUCAUUGGAUUCAUCAAAACUCCAAAUAUCCUGUAAUUUCUUGCUUGUUUUCAUUCCUACGCAGCGCACAUGCUAUAUAUAUUACGCAUAUUCAUUAUGUUUUGAAUUUACUGGCGAUAUGCACAGACCACCGAUCUUGCCUUUUCCGGUUUAUCAUGCCAUCGUGCUUGGGUGAUUGAACUGGCCAUUGUUAUUAGUCAAAGCACAAUGUUGACUGACUUUGCUGUGAGAGAUAACUUGCCCGUUGGACUGAACGCAAGCUGUUUUGCUAGGAAAUACGCGUAAAUGGUUCUUGAUAACUAUGUCCUCUGUUCACAAUCUUAUGUUAUGUGAUACAUCUUUUCUUCUCACAUGG
This is a messenger RNA of Rhodamnia argentea, 1530 nucleotides long. RefSeq names its product biotin--protein ligase 2-like. Gene Ontology annotation, cellular component: cytoplasm. Lineage: Eukaryota; Viridiplantae; Streptophyta; Magnoliopsida; Myrtales; Myrtaceae. Gene Ontology annotation, biological process: protein modification process. Gene Ontology annotation, molecular function: biotin--[biotin carboxyl-carrier protein] ligase activity. The record is from RefSeq and is a predicted model, not a curated record. The coding region runs from base 80 to 1354 and encodes 424 amino acids. The transcript has 10 exons.